This is a messenger RNA of Harpegnathos saltator (Jerdon's jumping ant), 3389 nucleotides long. RefSeq names its product allatostatin A receptor 1 (gene AstA-R1). Bases 1635 to 2732 code for a protein of 365 amino acids. Gene Ontology annotation, molecular function: G protein-coupled receptor activity. Gene Ontology annotation, biological process: G protein-coupled receptor signaling pathway. NCBI's taxonomy places the organism in Eukaryota, Metazoa, Arthropoda, Insecta, Hymenoptera, Formicidae. The transcript has 5 exons. The record is from RefSeq and is a predicted model, not a curated record. Gene Ontology annotation, cellular component: plasma membrane.
GGUUUCUCAGUACAAAACCACCCCCGGAGCUGGUAUUAUCAAAGUAUAUGAUGACACGCGCUAGAGUACUUUACGGAGACUGAAUCCACGUUAAUUCGCUCCUAAUAUUUUUAUCGAUGGACUGCGUCGGAAGUGCAAAUUCCAACGACGAUUUGUAUAAAUAUCCUCAUGAAGAUCGCUCAUUUCGUGUGAAACAAGAGGCUUGAUUUUUUAAAUUUUGUUUCUCGCGAUGUUUUCGUGAUCACAUUUUAGCGCGUCGCGUUAUGUACGCGAUGAUUGAACGUUUUAGCGAUCGAUGACACAGACGAGAGGGAUUAUUUUCUUGAAAGCUGUGUGUGCUGUGAUCACAGAUUCGGCAAACAACGAGCGGAUCGUCGUGUCGGCGAUGAAAGAGAACGUGGGAUGAUCGACGAAAAACUUCAGUUCGCAAAGUUCGAGCGUUUGGCGGUAAGCGCGGUCGAACGUGCAAAAUGCGAAACUCAAAGUUGCCUGUUCAAAGCCCGGUAAUUUUACGUUAAUUUGACGUUUCAUCGGGAGUGUCCAGUGCAGUGUUUCCAAAUUUUGUUUGACGUAGAAUCGUGAAAAGUACUUAAAUACUCGCUACCGUAUGGAACCGUAAGAGUAGAACGAAUGUAAAAGAUGAUCGAUGAUCGCGCACGACUAUAAAUCAAUUUUCAAUACAACGUUCGAGUAACAGAAAUGACGUUGUAUUUUGAGCACUGUGUGUGAAGCUGCGACUCACCAUGUACGUAUUGUGAUUACUCGGUUCGGUUCAAACGAACAAUUUUUACGAAGAAAUCAUCGUUGCGUCGGCGAGAGAGAGAGAGAAAGAGAGAGAGACGAGCAUGGCAUGCGUAGCGAGAACUGCAGGUUGCCAAGUCAAUUGCGCGGCAAUAAACAGUUCAACGGUCCGACAAUGAUGACUAGAGUUUACGAGCUAAGUUGCAACAUUUAGCAGCCAAUUGUUGUAUCAUUGCUUGUACGAAGCUCUUAGCACGAUGUUCGCCGAUGUGACUGAAAAACCAGUAGGAACGAUGGAACAACCUCUAAAUUUGUCUUCGCUAGAGAGCUCGAUGGCGAAAGAAAUGUGAUGACGAGAAACGAAUAGAUGCGAUUAUGAGAUCAUUUUCAAUUGUUUUCAUAAUUUAAUUUAGAGAAUUCAACUGUAUGAAAGUAAGGUCUGUUGCAUUAAUAACAUUCCUCGGUGCAAAGAGGCAGAAGGGAAGAAAGAGUCCAAUUGCUGAAAUUCAUCAUUACGGGGUCGUCAUUUCGAUUCCUAAAAUUUCUCAGACUCCGCUGGAAAAACCGUGAGAAAUGGCAGCGUGAAGGAAGGACGAGCAAUGCGCCGGAGAAACGUCGAUUGCGGGCGCAUAACAUCGUAUGGCGGGAAUGCGCUUCAUCAGGAGAGAAGAUAUCUGCGGUUUUCUCGGCCAUGCACAAGGGAGAACCGGAGGACCUCCGCGAGAAGACUGGAAUCUCGUUGAGGCCGCUUGCGUCAAUUUUGUCAUCAACGUAACGUAUCGUUACACAUAGUUCCUGUCGAUCACGAUAAACUCCUCGGCCUAACUCGCCGUAACGCAGCCGAAGAGAUUUGAUCUACGAAACGCCGAUCGAUCGCAAAUUCCGCCGCGAGGAUGGAGUCGACACUCACGAAUCCCGCGAAUGCGAGCCAUGACCUCGUCAACUGCAGCUCGCAAUUCACUUCGCUGGCGAAUGGAGUGGCGGCUUGCGAGAGAUUUGAAUUUGGCUUCGAUCGUGAGCUAGUAGAAAGUAUCGUGGUGGUGGUAGUGCCAUUGUUCUUCGGCAUGAUCGGCAUCCUCGGCUUGGUCGGGAAUUCGCUGGUCGUCGUGGUGGUGGCGGCGAAUCCUGGAAUGAGGUCGACCACGAACAUCCUCAUCAUCAAUCUCGCUGUGGCAGAUCUGCUUUUCGUCAUAUUUUGUAUCCCCUUUACGGCUACCGAUUUCGUAUUGCCAUACUGGCCGUUCGGCAACGUCUGGUGCAAGAUCGUUCAGUAUUUGAUCAUCGUCACUGCCUACGCGAGCGUCUACACCCUUGUCCUCAUGAGCCUCGACAGGUACUUAGCGGUGGUCCACCCGAUCGCCUCGAUGUCCUGGCGGACGGAGAAUCACGCGAUCCUCGCGAUCUGCGUCACCUGGGCGGUGAUCUUGGCGAUAUCCACCCCCGCGCUCGUGAUACACGGCGAGAUUCGCUACGUGUUCCAGGAGGUGGACGGCUCGUCGUCGGAAAAUCUGACGGCUUGUCGGAUCCUAGAGCAGUACGACUGGUCCUUCUUCCAGGUCUCCUUCUUUCUGACGAGCUAUGUGCUGCCGCUGAAGCUGAUAUGUAUUUUUUACGUGUGCAUGCUGAUCAAACUGUGGCGUGGCGCGCGCAUUAGCGCCGAAAGCCGACGCGGGAGGAGGCGAGUCACCAGGCUCGUCCUCGUCGUCGUAGGUGUCUUUGCCGUUUGUUGGUGUCCUAUACAGGUGAUACUAGUGACCAAGUCUGUCGAUAUGUUUCCGCUCACGACGGCAACGAUAAUGCUGCAAAUAGCCAGUCACAUCCUUGCAUAUACCAACAGCUGCGUUAACCCUUUCCUCUACGCCUUCCUCAGCGACAAUUUUCGCAAAGCCUUCCGGAAGAUCAUCUAUUGCAGGCCGCGGCCGGAGUCGAACAAUCGGCUGGGACCAGCGACGAAGACUACGAGAGCUGCCAGUACUGGCGAUAUUCUUUAGGUAAUAACAUUUACCGGCCACGCACGGGGCGCGGACUGGCGCGUGCAAAACGAGCUCUUGUUUAUAACGACGAAUGUCUGCGGUGCAUAGGAUAUUCGGUGUUUGAUGUCGCGUAGGCGAGCAGGCGCAUAUCUCCGAUUCUUUAACCUGUGCCAGGCAGAAAAAAAAAGAAAUGUAUACAUUGAAAUUUUUGUAUCCUCUCUAUUUCUUUAUCGGACCGCGGGAGCCGGUCGUGUCCGUCUGUGUAGAUAUUUCAACGGUAAUUGUUCGGCGAGAAAGUGCAUCCCCGCGCGCACGCAGGAGCGCGCUGCGUCCCGAGAUGCGCAGCCAAUAUCGAGAAGGAGCUUAUAAAAACUUAGCCCGAUCGUUGUAAUCGUUACUACUGAUCCUCUUUCGCGAGUGUACUCUCUUCGCAGGUUCGACUCGGAUUCGCGAAUUGCGGCAGUCGAGCUCCCUGCCGAUUUUGCGAAUGCGAACUCUAUGUACGAUAUCCCCUUUCUUCUCCCUCCCCGCCUCUCCCCCCCUCUCGCCCCUUAAAUGUGAAAUGCGAGCUCAUUUCUCGACGCUGUUGGUUUUACGGGGGACCGUCGGAAAAUUGCAUCCCCGAGAAUUAUAAAGUGUACCAAUAAAGACACUGAGAUAAUCCACGUCGUUUGU